AUGGAAAACUCUUUCUUUCGUGUACAACAAGACAGAGAUGGGCGUUGGUUCUUCGUCGAUCCAUCAGGCGAGCCCUUUCUCUCCAUUGGCCUGAAUCACGCGGACGAGUCUAACCUCAAGUAUGACUUUAAUGCGUCAGUCUGGGAACGCAAAUAUGGCUCAAGAGCGUCCUGGAUACAAAAUGGUGUUGUCAAGGACUUCCAAAAGUUCGGCUUCAACACGAUCGGAUGGACACAAGAAUACGUUGGCGGCGGCUGGGGGAAGGCGUUAGACUGGUAUGGGGAACCCAUGGAUCUACAGCACAGCCUGUUCCCCUGGAGUGCUGAGGAACUCAAGAGCACUGGUAUGCCAUAUGUUGUUCAGCUUCGCGUCAUGGAAAUUGAGGAUUGGAAUGGGAAUCCCAUCUUUCGUGAUGUUUUCUCGGAAAGGUUCGAGAACUGGUGCCGAUACCUUGCCCGAAGUGUAUGCUCUCAACACAAGGACAGUACCAAUUUGUUAGGCUACUACUUUGUUGAUAUACCUGCAUGGAUUCGGCACGCCUCUGGGGCCGAUUUUCCGCAGCUGAAAGGUCUGAGCGACACCGAGAGGGCAAAGAAGGUGGGCGAGAUUGCCGAAAGGUACUAUUCGACAAUUGUGGGAGCGAUAAAGGAGCAGGACCCAAACCACCUCAUUCUUGGAGAUAGAUACAACGGCAACAAGGGAAUCCCCGAAGCCGUGCUCCACGCGAUGUCAAAGUAUGUCGACGUUCUAUCUGUCCAGUACUUCGUGGAAGGACCGAGUCCGGUAGCGCGAGAGAAGAUGCGACAGGAACUGGAAAUGUUUUCAAGGCAGUGUGGCGGAAAACCAGUACUACUGGCUGAUAUUGGCAACUUCUGCUGUACAGAGUUGAACCCACAACGGAAAAGCUCAAUCAAUGGACAGCGAGAACGCGGGGAGGAUUACGUCGCCAGUCUGGCUGGGGUUUUGCAGGAGAAGUGGUUCGUGGGCUGGCACUGGUGCUCAUAUAUCGAGAACCUUGCCAGAGGAUGGGGGUAA
This is a messenger RNA of Penicillium lagena, 1035 nucleotides long. RefSeq lists its product as uncharacterized. The record is from RefSeq and is a predicted model, not a curated record. NCBI's taxonomy places the organism in Eukaryota, Fungi, Ascomycota, Eurotiomycetes, Eurotiales, Aspergillaceae. The coding region runs from base 1 to 1035 and encodes 344 amino acids. The transcript has a single exon.